AUGUCUAAUUCCCCAGUGGUGUUGAUUUGUAUAUAAAAUCCAGACUUCAUUAAUAUAACUGUGACACAUGUCUAUUCAAACUUUAUACAAUUUGGAACAAUUGAGAAAAUUUUAAUCUUCGAGCGAAACAAGCCAAUAUGGAAGGCAUUAGUCUAGUUCGAGAGCUAAAAGUCAGCCGAAAAUGCAUUGUAACUUAACAAUACUAUAAUGCAUGGGCUGUCAAUUUUGGUGUAUGAAUCGAAUCGUAAAGGACUUGACUUUUAAGCUCGCAAUUAAUAUGCUAGAUAUUACAUUGCCCAAUAGACCUAAGGCGUAGUGCAUUCUACAGAACUCCCACGAAAUGAUUAGUUUAGUAAAUGGUUGCCACAUUCCCAAGCAUUACCUCAAUCUUUGACUGGAAUGCCUCCUCUGCCUAGUUAGUUGGCAGACACCUUGAACUUUGAAAAGGUGGAUGGCAAUUCCUAAUAUGAUUCAGAGGAAGAAGCAACAGAUGAUAAAUAGGAGGAUUUUUCCCAACAAUUUGUAAAUACAAUUGACAAUAAUUUAACACAGCUUCUAAAAUUCUCUGAAGGACAUCGCAUAUGCACAUCUUAGUAACUCCCAAGCAAUAUGCAAGUGGAGAAGCAAAUAUUUUAAUCAGAAAUUCUUCCCCAAAAAAAACUCAUAACCAAAGUGCUUUAUGCAAAUUGGUUUGACCCUAAGCAAACAACCAUGCCCAUGAUCUACAACAUAUUCAGCACUUUUGGGAACAUACAGAAAAUGAUAUUUUUUAAGACCAAAUGUAACGUCUUGAUAGAAUACUCGACAGAAGUAAGCGUGAAGUUUCUGUUAACAAAUUUCAACGAAGGCAAUCCAACCUUGUUUGGGUAAAAAUUAAAAGUUUAUCCAUCCAAUUAUGAAUUCAUAUUCUUCAGAAACUGUGAGGAGGGUUAAUUACCAAAGAACACCGAAGAGGAGGAAUUCUAUCUGGGAAAUGAGGCUUCAUUUAGAUACAAAGACAAUAAUUUUAAAUAUUUGGUGGCUCCCUCUUAGUAAAUUAUGUUGACAAACUUGAAAAAGGAGUUUUGUGAGGAGGGCAUAAUUUAUGAUACAUUUUCUAAGUUUGGCCCAAUUGAAAAAAUAAAAAUAUUUUGUGAAGAGAAGAACAAAAAUAAAUGUCUAAUCAAAUAUCAAGACUUAGAAUCAGCCAUUCAAGCCAUGGCUAUAAUGCAUAAUUAUGAGUACAAUAAGAGAAAAAUUCAGAUUUUCUUUUCAAAAAAUAAAUCAUGA
Messenger RNA from Paramecium tetraurelia, 1269 nucleotides. RefSeq lists its product as uncharacterized. Gene Ontology annotation, molecular function: mRNA binding. The record is from RefSeq and is a predicted model, not a curated record. NCBI's taxonomy places the organism in Eukaryota, Ciliophora, Oligohymenophorea, Peniculida, Parameciidae. Gene Ontology annotation, cellular component: nucleus. Gene Ontology annotation, biological process: regulation of RNA splicing. The transcript has 7 exons.